AUGGCUUUGUUCUCCUUAACAGCGUCUUGGAAACCACCAACCAUAGAACCUAUUGUGCAUUCUUCUUCUUUUGUUUCGUCAUUAUUUACAUCUCAGUUAAAGCUCCCAAACCCAGUAAGAAAGAAGAACCAUCUAAACCACAAGACAAUAACUUGUUGCUCCAAUUCAGUUUCUUCAUUAUCAACAACAGCAACACCAAGUGUAAGUUUGGGUCCGCCAGUGAUGAAGAAGAGAAAAAGGUAUAGGAAGCCCUAUCCAGGAGAGAGCAAAGGAAUUACUGAAGAGAUGAGAUUUGUUGCUAUGAAACUUCGUAAUAUCAAAGGCAAAUACGCCCACAAGACUGUUAACAGUGAUGAUGAUGACAGCAGCCAAGAUUCAGAAAACGAUUGCGUAUCUGAGAAAGAAGAAGAGGGAGAUGGUGAUAGUGACGGCGAUAAUGAUGGGGAAGGGGAUAUUUGGAUUCCUAGUAUGGAAGGGUUUGUUAAGUAUCUGGUUGACAGCAAGCUUGUUUUCGACACUGUUGAGCGGAUUGUUGAUAAAUCUGAUGAUGUUUCUUCGCUUUUGUUAGAUGCUUAUUUUAGAAAAACUGGAUUGGAAAGAUCAGAGGGUCUUGCAAAGGACCUCGAGUGGUUUAGUCAACUGAAUAUAGAGAUUCCUGAGCCUAGCACUCCAGGAAGUUCUUAUGUCAAGUAUUUGGAGAAGCUUUCAGAGGAUAGCGCCCCAUUGUUCCUUUGCCAUUUCUACAAUAUAUAUUUCUCGCAUAUAGCAGGCGGUCAAGUGAUAUCUAGAAAGGUUUCUUACAGGCUCCUGCAAGGAAGAGAGUUGGAGUUCUACAGAUGGGAUGGAGAUGUCCAGGAAUUGUUGAAGGGUGUUCGUGAGAAGCUCAACAUGCUGGGAGAGCAUUGGUCACGAGAUGAGAAAAACAAAUGCUUGAAGGAAGCAACAAAGUCAUUCAGAAGGACAUAUGGCAUAGACAUCAACGUUUUCAUAGAGUGUUUCUCUGCCAUGGUGAUAGUGGCAGAUCGGUUUCUCUAG
Molecule: messenger RNA, 1035 nt
Organism: Dovyalis caffra
Lineage: Eukaryota; Viridiplantae; Streptophyta; Magnoliopsida; Malpighiales; Salicaceae
Source: the annotation of a GenBank genome assembly